AUGAGUGAGAAAAGUUGCACGAGUAUGAGUGCCCCUAUUCAAGCAGUUUUGGAGCUUCUAAUGUCAAAAAUCUACGAGUCAAGGUUUCCUCAUUUGGUGGGUGCGUACCCGUUUGAAGAUCCUGGGGAGCCUAAAAACUUCCGCAAGACAAUACAUAGGAUAACCAUCCCUGAGAUUAGGAACCACGAAUGGUUUCUUAAAAACCUUCCGGCAGAUCUCACGGUUGAAAACACCAUGAACAACCAGUUUGAAGAGCCUGGUCAACCCGUGCAAGGCCUUGAUGUGAUUAUGCAGAUGACUGCCGUGGCUACAAUACCCGCAGCCGGGACCAACAGUCUCAACCGGUAUCUUCUUCACAGCCUGGACGUCGAUAACAAGGAGGAGGAUCUAGAGUCUGAUCCCGACAUUGACAUCGACAGCAACGGAGAUAGUCUAUGCAAUUUAGUUGGUACAAUGCUUUGUUUCGGUGGGGGUUCCCGUGCAAGCGGGAGUUCGGAACACCACCGAUGA
Pyrus x bretschneideri (Chinese white pear) is the source of this 510-nucleotide messenger RNA. Its product is annotated as serine/threonine-protein kinase SRK2E-like. The transcript is spliced from 3 exons. The record is from RefSeq and is a predicted model, not a curated record. Lineage: Eukaryota; Viridiplantae; Streptophyta; Magnoliopsida; Rosales; Rosaceae. The coding region runs from base 1 to 510 and encodes 169 amino acids.